AUGGGUAUUAUACUAGCAUGGAACAUUGCUCUGAAAACAGAUAACCUUUGGGUUAAGUGGGUGCACACUUUGUAUAUCAAGGACCAGCAGUGGAGCACCUUUAGGUCUCCUCUUUCAGCUAGUUGGGCCUUGAAAUAUAUUUGUAGGGCAAGACAGGUGAUUGUUAGUAAAACUGAUGACAGUUGGCUCAGUCAACCUGCUUAUAGCGCAGCUAAAGUCUAUAAGAGCUUACUGGACCCUGGAGUGAAAAUUAGCUGGAGUUCUAUAAUCUGGGACCACCACAAUAUUCCUAAACAUUCAUUCAUUAGUUGGCUAGCUCUGUUGAGGAGAUUGAUGACUAGAGAUAGGCUUCAAGCUAUUGGGGUAACCCUAACUGAUCAAUGUGGUAUUUGUGGGGAGGUUAGGGAGACUCAUGAUCAUUUGUUUUUUGAUUGUGUUUAUAGUAAACAGUGUUUGGUUAAGGUGAAAGAGUGGCUUGACAUUCAAGCUACAACAGGAAACUUUGCUCAGCUGCUCAGGUGGAUUCAAAGAAGGAGUAGGGCUAGCAAAUUCAGGAGAAUGGUAAUGACUGCCAGUUUAGAAGCAACUAUCUAUCAGAUAUGGCAGGAAAGGAAUGACUCAGUCUGGAAUAUGCAAAUUCAUUCUGUGAAUAGAAGUGUACAACAUAUUAAAUACACUGUAAAGGUUCGUGUAAAAAGUAGAUUGCCUAAGAAAAUUAGUGCCAUUGACUGUCAAUGGUUUGAUGGACUGUAA
Messenger RNA from Beta vulgaris subsp. vulgaris (sugar beet), 753 nucleotides. RefSeq lists its product as uncharacterized. Bases 1 to 753 code for a protein of 250 amino acids. The record is from RefSeq and is a predicted model, not a curated record. The transcript has 2 exons. Lineage: Eukaryota; Viridiplantae; Streptophyta; Magnoliopsida; Caryophyllales; Amaranthaceae.